CUUUAUUCCUAAGAAUCCCUAAACCAAAGCACCACGGGUGUUACUAUUACAAAAUAUUCUAAGAAAUACCCUUUUCUAUUUUUUACAGGAAAGGGUCCAACUACUAAUGUAGUCGUUAUGUGCUCAGCAAUAUUGGGACGUUGCUAUGGCUUGUGAUCUAAUAAUUCUUCUUAAAACCGCCUGGUUAUGUGUUCGUAUCUCCGACCUUAACAGUGAUUUACAAAGAGCUGAAUAUGCUGCAAGUGUUUCUACUCUGCGAUGUUUGAUUUCUUCCUUUUCUAUCGUUGCUUACAAGGCAAACAAUUAAAACUUCAAACGAAAAAUAAAGUCCUCCAUAUGAGCAAUAUGUAUCUUAUACUAUAUUUUAUGUACAUAUGCAGUUUCUUUCUCCUUCGUUCUUUUCAAAAUUAUGAAUCGAAUUUCUCCGGAAGAAAAUUCAAUUCAAUAAACAAACAGAGGACAUUCAUGGUACCAAACCCGACAUUAUCCUUUUUUUCCCCGUGAAACAAAGGGUUUUUGGCUAUUUAUAUCAAACCUCCCCUGCUCUUAAGCAAAGCAACAAACUCAAACGAAUAGCACCACUAGCAUUGUCACAUACGUCUUCUUUGUUUAAAAAAAAAUUCUUACAAAGCUGGCUCUGCUAUAAUACUGAUUUCGUAGACUUUCUGUAUAUUGUAUCAUUUCAUAAAUUAAAAAAAAAAGUGGAAUUAAUUUGACUCACAUCGACCGGGGACUUCAUUCGUUAUGAAAAACAAUACUCUCUGAAGUCUAUUUAAGGGACUAACGCAGUCUGUUCAGUACAAACUCUGACACGGAUAAAUCAUAAAGUACGGUAAUAAUUGAUCCGGCUUUGUUCACCAAAAUCUUCAGCUCAAAUUAACGGAACGAGAAACCUUUUAAUUCUUGAAAUAACUUUAUAAUCUCACAUAGUGCUUUAUAUCUUUGUUCUCACUCUACCUCUUUCACACACUACUCAAUCUCUUUUCAGUCUCCUAAUUUAUCCUCUCAGUUUCAUUUCAUUCAUACAAUUUACCAAGAAACCACUCACUCUUCAGGAACUAUAAACAAAAACAUUCAUUUGUGUUACAAGACUUGCUUUCCAGUGCGACAUACAAUCCUUAUACUGUUGCUAAAGCUCAUUCGUACAAACUCUCCAAUUAUUUCGUUUGUUCCACCAUAAGAAUCAUAAAAUCCGCGUGUUCAAUCACAAUAGAUACUAGAAACAAAACUCAUUUGUCGCCAUGUCACAAAUGUCAACAGCUUCGGUUUUCUUUCCUUCACCGGCUCCUGGCUUGGACUAUCCUGAACCUUUAGAACUCAAGUACCUGCAGGUGAUUUUUCGUCAUGGUGAACGUACGCCAGUAAAGGACCGUUUAGAGAGCGCAGGAAUUCCAAGAGAUUGGAAGAUGUGCAAUAAUGCUCGUCGCUUUUUCGCUCAAAUUCAGGGUCAAAAGAGAUGGACCGUUUUGGGCUAUGAGCGUAAAAUGGAAAGACCCGACCAUAUGACCUUAAACGCACCCGUGCAAGAACCCACCGAAAGUGCUGUUUGCUACCAUGGUGAGCUUACAGAUAUCGGUCGCACUACGACUCGUCAACUCGGUGAAUAUCUGCGCGAGCGUUAUAUUCAGCGUCUUAAAUUCUUACCCGAUGCACUGAGCCAAAAUUCCCAGGUGUACAUGCGUGCCACUCCACUUGUUCGUGCACUGGAAUCGCUCGAACAUGUCUUUGAGGGACUGUAUCCCGAAGAAAAGCGUUCUGGUUUCCUUCCUGUCAUUUACAAUCGCAAUUGGGCCGAGGAGAACCUGUUACCUAACGAGAACAACUGCCCUAGACUCCGCCAAUUGUAUGAGGAGUUUGCUACCAAAGCAGCCAUCAAGUUUGAUCCCUUGCUUGCCGGUCGCGCUUCCGAAAUGAUGAGCGAGUUCAUGGACGGUCAACCUGUUCGCGUCGUAUCUAGUCAUCCUCGUCUCAGCGGCUUGCUUGAUACCAUAAACGCUGCUAUUGGUAACCAUGUUCCUCUUCACCCCAACUUAACUGAUACCCACUUUCUCAGCGAUGCACAAAAGGCUGUUACGGAAGAAUGGUUUGGAGGCUACAAGCAAUCCAAGCUCAUGCGCGUGCUUGGUGCUGGUAGCUUGUUAAACGACUUGUAUAAUCGCAUGGAGUCAUGCACCCAAGGCAACAAGGGAAAUCAGAAGCUUGAACUCUACGGCGCUCACGAUGUAACUGUAGCCGCUAUUCUCGCAGCAACAGAUUCCUUUGACUACAAAUGGCCUCCUUUUACCUCUCAUCUAGAACUUGAACUCUUCCAAGACAAGUCAAAAGAAAGUGCUCAAUCGACUUCUAACUCGGUAGCAACUACAUCCUCACCAUCAGAACUUGCUGACUGGUAUGUACGCAUCAACUACAAUUCCAGUCCCGUCGUUAUGGGUGCCUGUAAGGGCAAAGGUUUCCGGGGUGACGAUUCCAUUUGUCCCUUAACUGUCUUUAAAACCGUGGUUCGUAAUCUGAACCCAACCAACUACGAUGAACUGUGUCGUCCAGUCAAGGCACAGGCAUAAUAUCCAGCACGAAUACAUUAAGAUAAUCCUCCACAUUUUGGAACAAAGAUUAGUUACAACUUUGUUAAAAAUAAAACAAUGUAAUACUGAAACACCAUUCCCUUUUCCAUAGGCAAGCUUCAUGUGUAUUGUUGGUCUACGUACAACACUCGAUUGACAGUAACACCGUC
Molecule: messenger RNA, 2731 nt
Organism: Schizosaccharomyces japonicus yFS275
Lineage: Eukaryota; Fungi; Ascomycota; Schizosaccharomycetes; Schizosaccharomycetales; Schizosaccharomycetaceae
Product: acid phosphatase
Exons: 1
Coding region: 1242-2561 (439 amino acids)
Source: RefSeq, a predicted model, not a curated record